Onthophagus taurus is the source of this 1883-nucleotide messenger RNA. The record is from RefSeq and is a predicted model, not a curated record. Lineage: Eukaryota; Metazoa; Arthropoda; Insecta; Coleoptera; Scarabaeidae.
CAUCUUAUCCCCUCUUACAAAAAAAAUUAACCCAAACAAUUUUGACAGCAAUAUCCCAAACUAAACUAAGUUUUAUCGCAUUAAUAAAAUGGAUUUAGAGCUAGAUGACGAAACGAAUAUCCUAGAUUUAAACGACUACGAGUUAUUAGAAGUGUUAAAAUACUUAAGCGCAACCGACUUGUGGCAAAUAAAUAAAACUUGUCUCCGAUUUAAUUAUUUAAUCCGAUCGAGGAAUUUAUGGAAACGCGUUGAAUUGAGAGACGCCCCGCAUUGCGAGGAAAAAAUUAAAUUCGCCUUUGAUCACAUCGGGGAAGCAACGAAAGAUGUACGAUUAUGCGCCGAGGAAAGAUUUAUGGAAGUUCUACCCCCGCAAUUCGAAACUUAUUUACGUCCAACGAUUUUAACCGUUUUAGCAUUGGAAAAUCAGAAGAUUAAUGGCGAAAAUGUUAAAUUGAGGGAUUUUCCUGAUACUUUAUUAGAAUUAAGUUUAAAAAAAACUUUUAUUAUUAAAGGAAGAUUAUUUUUUGAACGAAGUAAUGAAAGAAUGGUUAAUUUAAAAGUCGUUAUUUUGGAUCAUUGUUUUUGGUUAGAAUCGAUAAUGUUAGUUCAUAUGAGUAAAUACGAAUCUCUCGAAUAUUUAUCAUUGUAUAAGUGCAAAAGAAUGUGCGAUACUGAUAUGGCUUAUAUAAGUUUAGCGGGGAGAUUUGGUUUUAAUAAGUUACGAGUUUUGGAUUGUCGCUUUUCAGGGUUAGGGGACCAAGUGUUGCGAGUGCUUUACACAAAACCUCAUUUGCGCGAAAUUUAUUUCGAAAAUUACUUAACAAGCUUUUACUUAGAAAAAGCACGAAGAGAAUUGGAAAUAACCAACGGAGAUACCCCCAAAAAAUAUUCGUAUUUAGCCCAAUAUGAUGAUAUCAUGAUGUUUGAACAACGAACGAUUCAAUAUUAUUUCGGGAACAUCAUUUACUGCAAAAAAGGAAAUUUUGAUGCGGUUUCCGAUGAUGGAACUUUAGUUUACCGAUUCACUGAGCCUUUUAAAGAUGAAACUUUAUCAUAUAAAAGUGUAUUAUAUGAACACCCCUACAAAAAAUGCCAAUGUGAAAAUAAAAAUAAAACGACGGACAAUUUAAUGAAAAAUAAAGGUCCUACAAAUAAAAUGAAAAGUUUAAAAAAACGCGGGAUGCUCCGAAUUGAAGAAGUAAUCCACCAAGAAAUCGAAAAAGCCACUUCGAGCACCACGCGAAUUAAUCAUUUAUUAUCGUUACCCCGCCCAACAAAUACCAAAACCCCCCCACCAAACGUUGAUAUCAACUCCGAAGCGAACAUUAAUAACCACUUUUAUACCUGGAUUCACCACCGAGAACCGAGGAACCACUACGAAAUGGCUAUGUUUGAAAAUUCCGAUUUAAACCCUCCGCUACAUAGCUGCGAAGAAUUCGUAUUUUUCUUAAACGAUAAUAAUAAUCCUGGAGAAUCAUCUAAUAACAAUCAAAACGAUGCUAGUUCGAAUUUAAAACGUAAAAGAAAAAAUUCCGACUCUGAUGACACCGAAAACGUAGGUAAACGAAAGGAUAAUCAAGACGCUAAACCGAGGGAGUUGUACGUUUUAGUCGACGCGAUGGUGAAUCGAUUCGGCGCCCCAACCAAACGGCAAGUUGGAUUAAAAAUGAUUUCUUUGCGCGGAUUUAAACGAAUUACGGAUAAAACGUUGGAGAGUUUGGCCCACUUGGAUUUGGAAUUACUUGAUGUGACGUUUACGAGAGUUACAGAGGAGGGAUUGAAAGAUUUCGCACUUUUAAACCCGAAUUGUCGGGUUGUACAUGAAAGUUCGUGUCGAUGUAGACCUGAAAUGCAUUUUUAAUUAAUAAAACUAUUUAAAAACU